Molecule: messenger RNA, 1485 nt
Organism: Tupaia belangeri chinensis (Chinese tree shrew)
Lineage: Eukaryota; Metazoa; Chordata; Mammalia; Scandentia; Tupaiidae
Product: cytochrome P450 2G1
Exons: 9
Coding region: 1-1485 (494 amino acids)
Biological process (GO): xenobiotic metabolic process; epoxygenase P450 pathway
Cellular component (GO): cytoplasm; intracellular membrane-bounded organelle
Molecular function (GO): oxidoreductase activity, acting on paired donors, with incorporation or reduction of molecular oxygen, reduced flavin or flavoprotein as one donor, and incorporation of one atom of oxygen; arachidonate epoxygenase activity; heme binding
Source: RefSeq, a predicted model, not a curated record
AUGGAGUUAGGAGGGGCCUUCACCAUCUUCCUGGCACUCUGUUUGUCUUGCCUGUUCAUCCUCAUUGCCUGGAAACAAAGGAACAAGGGGGGAAAGCUUCCCCCGGGCCCCACACCAAUACCUUUCCUGGGGAACCUGCUGCAAGUUCGCACUGACGCUACCUUCCAGUCUUUCAUGAAGCUCAGAGAGAAAUAUGGCCCUGUGUUCACUGUGUACAUGGGUCCCCGGCCAGUAGUUGUCUUAUGUGGACAUGAAGCAGUUAAGGAAGCUUUGGUCGACCAAGCAGAUGAGUUCAGUGGCCGUGGAGAACUGGCUUCAGUAGAACGAAACUUCCAAGGUCAUGGUGUGGCUCUGGCGAAUGGAGAACGAUGGAGGAUUCUCCGACGCUUCUCUCUGACCAUCCUUCGGGACUUCGGGAUGGGAAAGCGAAGCAUUGAGGAGCGGAUCCAAGAGGAGGCUGGCUUCCUACUGAAGGAAUUCCGAAAGACCAAGGGUGCCCCCAUAGAGCCUACCUUCUUCCUGAGCCGCACCGUCUCCAACGUCAUCAGUUCCGUUGUCUUUGGAAGCCGCUUUGACUAUGAGGACAAGCAGUUCCUGAGCCUGCUGCGGAUGAUCAAUGAGACUUUCAUCGAGAUGAGCACCCCCUGGGCACAGCUAUACGACAUGUACUCUGGAAUCAUGCAAUAUUUGCCAGGAAGACACAAUCACCUCUACUACUUGAUAGAGGAGCUCAAGGACUACAUUGCUUCCAAGGUCAAAAUCAAUGAAGCAUCCUUUGAUCCCCAAAACCCUCGGGACUUCAUUGACUGCUUCCUCAUUAAGAUGCACCAGGAUAAAAAUAAUCCCCACACGGAAUUCAAUCUUAAGAACUUGGUCCUCACCACUCUCAACCUCUUCUUUGCUGGCACAGAAACUGUGAGCUCUACACUACGCUAUGGAUUCUUGUUGUUAAUGAAGCAUCCUGAGGUAGAAGCCAAGAUCUAUGAAGAGAUUAACCACGUAAUUGGACCACACCGAAUUCCAAGUGUGGACGACCGGGUCAAGAUGCCCUUCACAGAUGCCGUGAUCCAUGAGAUACAGAGACUGACAGACAUUGUGCCCCUGGGUGUCCCCCAUCACGUCAUCCGGGACACUCAUUUCCGAGGUUACCUUCUUCCCAAGGGCACAGAUGUCUUUCCUCUUCUUGGCUCAGUCCUCAGAGACCCCAAAUACUUCCGCUACCCAGAUGCCUUCUAUCCCCAACACUUCCUGGAUGAGCAGGGCCGCUUCAAGAAGAACGAAGCCUUUGUGCCUUUUUCCUCUGGAAAGCGCAUCUGCCUAGGUGAGGCCAUGGCCCGCAUGGAACUCUUUAUCUACUUCACCUCCAUCCUUCAGAACUUCUCUCUCAAGCCACUGGUGCCACCCGCUGAGAUUGAUGUCACUCCCAAGAUCUCGGGUUUUGGCAACAUCCCUCCAACCUAUGAGUUAUGCCUCAUAGCCCGCUAA